AUGCAUUCUUCAAGUCGUCUUUCAUCUUUGUCAAAUAUUGAAAAUGAUAUUAAUAAUAAUAAUAAUAAUAAUAAUAAUAAUAAUAGGGAAUUUAAACGUAUUCUAUUUCCUAUUCUAUCAAAAAAUAUAUCCCCACUUCGACCAUCAAUAACAAGUGCAUCAUAUCGUGAUACAAAACAAUAUGAAGCUUUAUUUAGCGAAAGUUGUGCACAAAUUCAAGAACAAAUAAUUCAUCAUCGUUGGCCAUUUUGUCCAAUUUAUUUAUUACAUAUUAAUACAUAUUGUCAUAUUGAUUAUUUUGCUAUACCAGCUGAAAUAGCUCUUGUUGAAACAACAUUUUGGCCACAAUUAUAUGAAAGUAAUAUUGAUGUACAAUCAAUGAAUAUAACAAAAAAAAUUAAUGAACAUUAUGAACGUCAUUCAAAUUUAUCAAAACGUUUUUGUUUAAUUACGGAUGAUUUUCAUGAUUUUGUUCAUCCAGGUGAUCAAUUACCAACUGGUUAUCAAGCAGAUAUUCUCGAACAUUCAAGACGAACUCAUGGUUUACCAUGUACCCCAUAUGAAAAAAUUGGUACACAAGAUUAUAAUCAAUUAUUAGAUGAUUUAAAUGAAAUGCUUGAUUCAUUAUGUGAUUUUCGUAAUAAAAUUCAUAAUGAACCAAUGCCAAUGUUUUGUACAAUGGAAUCAUUUUGGUCAACAAAAGCUGCACUUGAUUGGCUUUAUGAUCAACCAUCAACACGAGAUCGUAAUGAUGAUUAUACAUUAUAUCCAAUUGAAGCAUUAAUUGCUGUUAUUUGUGAAAAUUUCUAUAAUCAAGUUCAAUUUAAAUGUGAUCUUGGCGUGUUAAUGGGUAAAACUCCUCAACAACCUGUACUUCAUUCUCGUGCAUGUGAUUAUCAUGCUAUACUUGAGAAUAAAUAUUGUGCUAUGGCUCAUGUUCGUGAUUUAGCAAAAUAUUAUAUUUCAUUAAUGGCUUAUUUAUUCUAUACAUAUUGUGAUCAUAAUUCAUCAACAUUAUUACCUUAUAUAAAAGUAACAUAUCAAGGUAAUUUAUCACUACAACAAGAAGCAUAUUGGUCUGGUAAAAAAAAUGAUCAAUAUAAAAAAAUAACAAAUGAUAAUUGUUUAACAUUUAAUGGUACUUUAUUAUCAUCAUUGAAUAUAAAUUCAAAUGAUAAAUCAUUUGAUAAUAAUAAAAAUUCAAUUAAAAUAAAAAAAUAUGAAUAUAAUCGAAACAAUUCAAUAAGUAUGUAA
Rotaria sordida is the source of this 1254-nucleotide messenger RNA. The record is from the annotation of a GenBank genome assembly. Lineage: Eukaryota; Metazoa; Rotifera; Eurotatoria; Philodinida; Philodinidae.